AUGAGUCUUUGUAUUAAAGGAAUUGCUUCUGAAUUAGCUCAGGAGAACACUUCGAUGAUGCGAUCGCUUGAUCUUGUACAUGAAGGCUGGCAGAAUCCAUCGACUGUCAGCAAUAAUGAAUUGAUACCUGGUAGUCGGUUAAUCAAAAAAUACAAUGGAACCAUAGAAUUACUUCCUAAAACACCAGGAGAGAUUAUCGGAGAGCAAAUCGUAAGACCUGUCUUAGAUGCAACUCUCUCUGUUGCAAAAUCAACCUUGAACAUUUUAACGCAAGGUUUCAACUUGUUGGAUCGUGGAAUGAGUAAAAUGUUUCAAAUACUACCUGCAGCACAGGCUACUGAUGUAGGACAGAUUGCUUAUUUUGAAGGUAGCUGUCCAGAAGGAUGGAAAAAGUACGUCCAAGCUGAAGGUCGGUUUGUCAUUGCUGCUGGAUCAUUUCGUGGUCGAAGUUAUGACGGUAGAGUAGAAUCUGCAAGUUAUAGUACUGGUCAAAAAGGUGGAGAAAUUAAACAUAGAUCUACUAUCAAUGAAAUGCCUCAUCAUAAGCAUGAUUUUCGAGUUAACAAGAAUGGGGCUAUUGGCGAAGGUGUCUUACUAGGAAAUACACCUAAUGAGGGCCCUGGAUACUCUGGCGGUGGCUAUUAUCAUCUUGGAAUUAGCAGUGCUCGUAUGAGGUAUGCUGGAGGCAAUCGACCUCAUAACAACAUGCCUCCUUAUAUUGCUCUUCAAGCAUGCCAAAAAAUCAAGGAUAUUGAGCUAUCUGGAUAUGCUCAAUCUUCUGAUUUAACUACUACAGCUCAGCAAACUCAAUCCACUUUGGCUGUUUUGAAAAAGACUAUUGAAUCUCAUCAAAGGAGCUCUAAUGCUACUGUCCUUGCAGUUAGCUCUAGGGUUGCAAAACUGCAAAAAGAUCUUGAAAGCUGCAAGCGAAAUGUUACUUGGAUAACAGCCAAUCUAAAACAAGCUCAAAGCAAGGAUUCUCUGCAGACAGAAAUGAUCUCUUUCCGCGAUCGUUUUUCCCUCUUAGAUGAUCAAGUUAAAAGUAAUCGAAAAUUCUCUGAUACUUUAUUAUCGGUCAUUGAUCAAUUGAAAAGCGAAAUUGCUGCUUUAAAAAGAACAUCAGAAUAUGAAAGAAGAAGAAGAUGA
Molecule: messenger RNA, 1146 nt
Organism: Trichoplax adhaerens
Lineage: Eukaryota; Metazoa; Placozoa; Uniplacotomia; Trichoplacea; Trichoplacidae
Exons: 1
Coding region: 1-1146 (381 amino acids)
Source: RefSeq, a predicted model, not a curated record